Messenger RNA from Sapajus apella (tufted capuchin), 1533 nucleotides. It is a transcript of the gene TEKT2, whose product is annotated as tektin 2. Gene Ontology annotation, cellular component: microtubule cytoskeleton; nucleus. The coding region runs from base 153 to 1445 and encodes 430 amino acids. The record is from RefSeq and is a predicted model, not a curated record. The transcript is spliced from 10 exons. Gene Ontology annotation, biological process: cilium assembly; cilium movement involved in cell motility. Lineage: Eukaryota; Metazoa; Chordata; Mammalia; Primates; Cebidae.
GCGUCGGCGGGGGGGAGGGAAGGUGCAGUUGCCUAGCAACCGGGGGCGCCAAACACUGGAGCUCUGAGCGGGGGGCGCGGAGGGCGAAGCGGGAGAGGAGGUGCUGUUUGCGAACAGGCCUAGGGACUUCUGACCCUUCUGGUUUCUGUGCCAUGGCCACGCUGAGCGUCAAGCCCGGUCAGCGCUUCCAGCUGCCCGACUGGCACACCAACAGCUACCUGCUGUCCACCAAUGCCCAGCUGCAGCGAGAUGCUUCCCAUCAGAUCCGCCAGGAGGCCCGGGUGCUCCGCAACGAGACCAACAACCAGACCAUCUGGGAUGAACAUGACAACAGGAGUCGACUGGCGGAGAGGAUUGAUACCGUCAACCGGUGGAAGGAGAUGCUGGACAAGUGUCUGACUGAUUUGGAUGCCGAGAUUGACGCCCUGACACAGAUGAAGGAGUCAGCAGAGCAAAACCUGCAGGCCAAGAACCUGCCUCUGGACGUGGCCAUUGAGUGCCUGACCCUGCGGGAAAGCCGGCGAGACAUUGAUGUGGUGAAGGACCCUGUGGAGGAUGAGCUGCAUAAAGAGGUGGAGGUCACUGAGGCCACCAAGAAGGCCUUGCAACAGAGGAUCAGCCAGGCCGUCGAGCAGCUCUGCCUCCUGCAGGAAGUCAGACAGCAGCUCCACUCCGACCAUCGGGGCAAAAUGGAGACACUGGAGAUUGACAGAGGCUGUCUCUCUCUUAACCUCAAGUCCCCAAACAUCUCUCUGAAGGUCGACCCCACACGUGUCCCUGAUGGCUCCACCACACUCCAGCAGUGGGGUAACUUCAGUCAGUUCAACAAGGACAGAGCAGAGGCUGAGCUGAAAGCAGCUAGGGAGCUGAGGGAGACCAUCGCCCUAACUAUCGCUGAGACCAACAACGAGCUUGAAGCCCAGAGAGUCGCAACGGAAUUUGCCUUCAGGAAGCGUCUGCGGGAGAUGGAGAAAGUGUACAGUGAGCUCAAGUGGCAAGAGAAGAAUACCUUGGAGGAGAUCGCUGAGCUGCAGGAGGACAUACGGCACCUAGAGGAGGAUCUGCACAGAAAGUUCCUGAGCCUGAAGCUGUCCCAUACCCGGCUAGAGGCCAGAACCUACCGGCCCAACGUGGAACUCUGCCGGGACCAGGCGCAGUACGGCCUCACCGAUGAGGUUCACCAGCUACAGGCAACCAUUGCUGCCCUGAAGCAGAAGCUGGCGCAAGCACAGGAUGCACUGGACGCCUUGUACAAGCACCUGGCCCGGCUGCAAGCUGACAUCGCCUGCAAGGCCAACUCCAUGUUGCUGGACACCAAGUGCAUGGACACACGGCGCAAGCUGACUGUGCCUGCUGAGAAGUUCGUGCCCGAGGUGGACACCUUCACACGUACCACAAAUAGAACGCUGAGUCCACUCAAAAGCUGCCAGCUGGAGCUGGCCUAGCCCUGGAGGGCUGCGGGAGGAGCGCAGGGUAGGGUGGGCAGUGGAAGCAGGGAGAAGGGAAUGAAUGGAAUAAAUGCGGAGGAUCUCA